CUUAUAUGUAGAGUUAAUGUGUGCCCCGGACCCUUAUAACUUUGGUACUAAUCUUCCAUACGAGUGAGUACUGAGUCGGUACAAUAUGCCGAGAAAGACCAGCAUGGAUGGUGCACUAGAAUCGAUUUUUGUUCUGAGAGCAUGGCUUGUCGUUUUUGUGGUGAUUGGUAUUCUUGGCAACUGGAAACUAGCUAAAGGAGACAAUAAUCCUGGAUUCAUAAGCAUUGAUUGCGGGGCAGAUAGCGAUUAUGUGGAUGAAAGCACUGGUAUAUUUUACAAGUCAGAUACAAGUUUUAUAGAUACUGGGACAAAUAACGAUAUAUCCGCUGAGUACUACAAUUCACAACUUGUUUAUGCACGGCAAACGAAUACUCUGAGAAGCUUUCCGCAAGGAACAAAGAAUUGUUACACCUUGAAACCUAAACAAGGCAAAAACAGCAAUUAUCUCAUCAGGGCUUUCUUUCAAUAUGGAAAUUACGACAGCAAGAAUCAAAUUCCGAAAUUCGACGUAUAUGUUGGGGUAAAUUAUUGGUUGUCAGUGGUAUUAAAUGGUUCAUCUAACCUAGCAUACCCAGAUUUCAUCCAUGUUCCCUCUUCUGACACCAUAUUGGUCUGUCUGAUAAACACGGGGUCUGGAAUACCCUUCAUUUCCGCCUUGGAAAUACGUCCAUUAAGCAAGUCCAUGUAUCCGAUUGACUCCGGAGCACAAUAUAAUUCAUGGCGAUAUGACAUGGGUACCUUAAGUGAUGGAGAAUUUGUCAGGUACAAGGAAGAUGUUUAUGAUCGCCUCUGGUAUAGUUAUGGUACACUUAAUUAUAGCUCGGUGCGAAUCAAUAACUCCUCAGUUAUUGACGUGCACGACAGCAAUGAUGGUUAUAAACUACCAGUACAGGGGUUAAGAACCGCAGUCCAAGCCAGUGGAGCUUACAAUAAUACCUUGAGUUAUCCCUUUUCUGGAAUCUCUAAUAGUAGAAGGUAUGUUUGCUUUCACUUCGCUGAAAUUGCUGAACUUACGCAAGGCAAGAAAAGAGAAUUCAUUAUUUCUGUGAAUCGGGGGGACUAUACCUCUAAACCGAUAACUCUUGAAUACUUAACGCCUUUGUCCAUAUGUCCAAAUCGAACAUUCGAAUCGCCGUUUCAUUUUUCUAUUGAUGCAACAAUGGAGUCCGACCUUCCUCCUAUCCUAAACGCGUUUGAGCUUUACAGAGUAGCUUCUCUCCCAUUUAAACCAACUGACCACGGAGACGUUACUGCAAUCAUGGACAUCAAACGAACGUUCAGGGUCUCUAGAGACGAUUGGCAAGGAGACCCAUGUGUUCCACAUAAAUAUUCAUGGAAUGGUUUAACUUGCAGUUCAGAUAAUACUCCAAGGAUCAUUACACUGAAUUUGAGUUCAAGCAACUUGACAGGGAAGAUAGUGACUUCAUUCUCCAACCUCACAGCACUGCAGUACUUGGAUUUAUCAUACAAUAGCUUGGAUGGGAGCGUACCAGAAUUUUUAGCUCAACUACCAAAUUUGAAGACCCUUAAUUUAAGUGGUAACCAGCUGAAAGGUACAGUUCCAGAGGCUCUUAUACAGAAGUCCAGAAAUGGAUUAUUGGUCUUGGGUCUUGGCGAAAAUUCAGAUCUUUGUUACCCAGUUCCAUGUAAGAAGAAGGAGAAGAAGAAGAUAAAGGGGCUGAUUGUUUCACUUGCUGCUACGUCCCUAGUAGUCCUGGUCCUUCUUCUCAUUUUUUGUGCUCUGGCUAUCUACAAAAGGAAAAGACGAGUAAAGGUGUUUACAGAAUCCAACAUCAAAUUGAAGAAUAGCAAGAUGGCUGUGGAAUCCAACAUCAAACCGAAGAAUCAACAAUAUAGCUACUCUGAGGUUGUGAGAAUAACUGAUAACUUCAAUACCAUUAUUGGAGGAGGAGGAUUUGGAAAAGUUUACUUGGGAACUCUGGAAGAAACUCAAGUUGCUGUUAAGUUGCUUUCUCCAUCAUCGAACCAAGGCUAUAAGGAAUUUCGGGCAGAGGCAGAAAUCUUAGUGAGAGUUCAUCAUAGAAACUUGGUCUCUCUCGUCGGGUACUGUGAUGAGGGUGAAAACAAAGCGCUCAUCUAUGAGUACAUGGCUAAUGGCAACCUACACCAACAUUUAUCAGGUACCAAUAUGAAUGUCCUGAACUGGAAUCAGAGAAUUCAAAUUGCGGUGGAUAUAGCACAAGGGUUGGAGUAUCUGCAUAAUGGUUGCAAGCCAACUAUCGUUCACAGAGAUUUAAAGACUACCAAUAUCUUAUUAAAUGAAAAUAUGGAAGGAAAGAUAGCUGAUUUUGGGUUGUCAAGGAUUUUCGCAGCAGAAAGUGAUUCUCAUGUGUCAACUCGUCCUGCUGGAACACUUGGAUACCUUGAUCCUGAGUUUCAUGCAUCUGGAAACUUUAACAAAAAAAGUGAUGUUUAUAGCUAUGGUAUUGUCCUCUUUGAGCUAAUUACAGGCCACCCAGCAAUAAUAAAAGGACCUGAAAAAAACACCCACAUACUUGACUGGGUUUAUCCUAUAAUUGAAAGUGGGGAUAUUCAAAACAUUAUUGAUGCAAGGUUACAUGGAGAAUUCCACAAAAAUUCUGCCUGGAAAGCUGUGGAGAUAGCCAUGUCAUGUGUACCACCUGUGGCAAUCCAAAGGCCGGACAUGAGUCAAGUAUUGGUAGAAAUAAAGGAAUGUUUGACUCUGGAGAUGGCUUAUGAAAGAGUCCAAAAUAAGACAACUUCAAACAGUCAACUUGUAGCGGCCUCUUUAGAGCUUGAAUCAGAUAUUGCUGCCCUUGCUAGGUAGUUAGGUUUGUUUGCAGUCAGAAUUUCCUUCCAUGCAAUAUGUUCUAGGCCAAAUAUCUAGUAUUAAUUACAUUAGUUUUAAAAAAAUUUCUGAUAUACUUAUUUCAUGUUUGGAUCACUUUUUCAAUUAGGUUCGAGUGGGACGUACUUCUAUAGCUUUUAAUACACAAUUUUUAUUGUGAAUGAAUUUAUUUUUGAUGAUGGAUUGAUGGGUGAGUACCAUCUACCAUGAAAUAUGUAUGCAAAAUGCAUUAGAG
This is a messenger RNA of Quercus robur (English oak), 3065 nucleotides long. RefSeq names its product probable LRR receptor-like serine/threonine-protein kinase At1g05700. The coding region runs from base 86 to 2809 and encodes 907 amino acids. Lineage: Eukaryota; Viridiplantae; Streptophyta; Magnoliopsida; Fagales; Fagaceae. Gene Ontology annotation, biological process: protein phosphorylation. The transcript has 14 exons. Gene Ontology annotation, molecular function: protein binding; ATP binding; protein kinase activity. The record is from RefSeq and is a predicted model, not a curated record.